AGGGCCUACGGGCGGGGUGGCACGCCCUGCCCACUCAGAAUCUCAUAUUUGUGUAGCAGUCUGUCUAGCUGCUGUAGUCUGCAGACAGACAGGCAGUCGGCGGGGCCGAACCGGGCUUUUUUGACCGUGGAAGUAUCCCAGCAGCCAGAGCCCAGGGGCGGCCGGUGGGAGGAGGCAGAGAGUCCGCAGCUGCCGCACCGCACAACCUCUUUAACAGCCGCAAGAGGAAGGAGCCGCCCGUACCAGCCAAUGUCUACGGAGCUGUCUGAAGGCCAGGACCUCAACGGGUUAGGAGAGCAGGCAGCAGACGGAACGACCAGACUAGCAGACGUCUGCAGUGGCACGGCGGGCAGCAGCAUGGCGUCCAUAGCAGAAUACUACGCUGGCAAGUGCGUCCUGAUCACAGGAGCCACCGGCUUCAUGGGAAAAGUGCUGGUGGAGAAGCUGCUGAGGUCAUGCCCCGAGGUCAAAGCCCUCUACAUCCUGGUCAGACCCAAAGCCGGGCAGUCCAUGCAGCAGAGGGUCAGCGACAUGAUGAAGUGCAAGCUUUUCGACCGCGUGCGGGAGGACAACCCCGAUUUCCACCAGAAGAUCGUCCCCAUCAGCAGCGAGCUGAUGCAGCCGGGCCUGGCCAUCAGCCCAGAGGACGUGGAGAAGCUCACCGCCUGCAUCAACAUCGUCUUCCACUGCGCCGCCACCAUCCGCUUCGAUGAGCCGCUCAAACAUGCCCUGCAGCUGAAUGUAAUCGCCACGCAGCAGCUCCUCAGCCUGGCCCAGCAGAUGCACCACCUCGAGGCCUUCAUUCACAUCUCCACCGCCUAUGCAAACUGCAACCGCAAGCACAUUGAUGAGGUCAUCUACCCGCCGCCCGUCGAGCCCAAGAAGCUCAUCGAGUCUCUCGAGUGGAUGGAUGACAGCAUCGUGCGAGACAUCACACCGCGGCUGAUCGGUGACAGGCCCAACACCUACACCUACACCAAAGCCCUGGCCGAGUAUGUGGUGCAGCAGGAGCAAGACAAGCUCAACAUUGGCAUCAUCAGACCCUCAAUAGUGGGAGCCAGCUGGCAGGAGCCUUUCUCUGGCUGGAUCGACAACUUCAACGGGCCGAGUGGAGUCUUUAUAGCUGCUGGCAAGGGUAUCUUGCGCACCAUGAGAGCCAACAAUGAUGCGGUGGCUGACUUGAUCCCUGUGGACGUGGUCAUCAACCUUACCCUGGCUGCUGGCUGGUACACUGCUGUACACAGACCUAAAACAGCUCUGGUGUACAACUGCACGACCGGCGGCAUCAACCCGUUCCACUGGGGAGAGAUCGAGCACCAUGUGAUGUCAUCCUUCAAGAGGAACCCCCUGGAGCAGGCUUUCCGCAGGCCCAACGCCAACAUCACCUCCAACUACCUGAUCAACCAGUACUGGAUCCUGGUCAGCCACAAGUUCCCCGCCCUCAUUUACGACCUCUUCCUGCGUCUCUCUGGACAAAAACCGCAAAUGAUGCGCAUCUUUAAUCGUCUGCACAAGGCCAUCAGCCUGCUGGAGUAUUUCAGCAGCCAGGACUGGGAGUGGAACUCUGAGAACAUGAGUAUGCUGAUGAGCCACCUAACACCUGAGGACAGGAAGACAUUUAACUUUGAUGUGCGCCAGCUGAACUGGCCUGAGUACAUUGAGAACUACUGCAUUGGCACUAAGAAGUAUGUCCUGAAUGAAGACAUGUCUGACAUUCCCGCUGCCAGGCAGCAUCUGAGGAAACUGAGGAACAUCCGCUACACCUUCAACACUCUGUUGGUCAUUUUCAUCUGGAGGGUGUUUAUCGCCCGCUCCCAGAUGGCCAGAAACAUCUGGUACUUUGUGGUCAGCCUCUGUUUCAAGUUCCUCUCCUACUUCCGCGCAUCCAGCACCUUAACCAACUGAGUCUUCCUCACCAGCCUCGAGCCAGAGACAGCAGCCCUCGCCUUUAGCUCUCAGCAGGACAAAAACAUCUGAGACUCCGACCAUCCGACUAAAAAACACUCCAAAUCCUCCUUUAGUGUGGAUUAGCAGGGCUCUCUACAGGUGGGGGGGCUGCAGUUGAGUGAAGCACUCAGAAGGGGGAAAAAAGAGGUCUACUAGCCAUGAAUUAUUUGUUUAGUUUGGAAAUCUGUCAUCAGUAUCUGCACUGAUCACUUCAGUCACUAAACCCCGUCCAAAAAAAGUGUUGUCUUUCAUUUUGAACCUACCAUUUUCUUCUCAAAGUGGCCAAUUAUAUAUGCAACAAUAAGCCUUUUGUGUGACUUCCACUUUCUUUUCCACGUCAUUGUUUCCAUCCUUAUGAAUCUAGGUACAUUGCCUUGCCUUGUGAUGAUUUUUUUUCAUACUUGAAAUAUGGCAGUGCUUCAGUGGACAAUUUCUAUAAGAUUAUUUUGUUUUUUUUUUACUGUGGGGAUAUCCAGUUUCUCUCUUUAACAUGCAGGUGAUUUGGAUAUCUGUAUGUCUUGCAUUACGUGUAUCUACUGCCUUUUUAAGAUUACACACAAAGACUGACUGGUAGUUACCUGUCUCAAGGCCAAUCCACAGAUUAUUGAGACUAGUAUUAAAAGCUCAAAUCUGACCACACAAGACAACUGUAUCAAUACGGAUACCAAAACAUACAGAUCUGCCAUCCUUCCUGCUGUUGAGGUUGUCACUUAUUUACUAUCACAAAUGAUAAUGUCAGUAUGUCUGAACAUAAACCUUGUUUGUUUGAAUGCUCAUCCACUUUUUGCCUGUUUGUACAGCAGUUUGUACUGAAACUAAGUUUACUACUUUUACAUCUUUAUACUUGGUCAAAGGCUAGUCGGAUAUAUGUGGUAGACCUUGGCAGUGUAUUAUAUAUAAAUAAGAGUACAUCAGAGUCAAGUUUAUUUGUAUAGCCCCCAUUACAUAUUGUACAAUCUUUUCCAAUAGUUGUCCACCAAGCCCAAGGUUUCUAAGUCAAACUCUCCCAAAAUCUUAGCAGAUGAGGGAAAAACUUCACACGGCAUUUCAGAGAGAUCUCCCCCUCUCCUCAGACAGAUGGGGGAGAAGCAGGAACCAUAGGUGGGAAGGUAACAUUUAAGAAAUGCCAAAUACAACAAUGGGAUUAUAAUAGAUCCAGUGACAUAGUUAAGUCCAAGGAAUGGGUCCAGUUAAAUAAGUCCAGUAUCAGUGCUUCAUGUUAUGUCCAAGGUUGCAGGUAUUUGAGGUAUUUGAGCAGGCAGUUUGGUGGGGGAAGGAGCCAGGUCACUUGAAAGACACUUGAAACCCAGUUUUUUUGCCUCUGGUGUACUAGUGUUAGAUUUGAGCCACAGUGGUGAUAAUCUGUUUUUCUGAAAAAUAUUUACCCUGAAAUGUUGUACCUGUAACAUGUAACAUCACCUGUAACAUCAUUCAACAAUUACUGCUGUACUGAAGGUACAGUAUUUCCUCUGUUCCUCGGCUAGUUCAUCUAGCCUUCUGGAUGAAAAAAUAUUCCGUCAGCUGUAGCAAAAGAGAGAUUUUUAAGGUUCCCAAGUAGCCCACUCACUGCCUGGAUAGGAAAUUAAGUCGCAGCAUAAGGAAACAGGUCAAAAGGUAUUUUUAUUGUAUAACAGACAGAAUGUUUUUUCACCCAGAUGGGUAGAAGAGUCUUGGAAGUUUCAGGAAAUGCCUUCAUUAGCAGCAGCAGCACUUUCAGCAGUGUUGUUUAAACCUUCUGGGUUUUCAGUUAUCAUCAGGUAAUUAUAUUUUACAGAAAAUGAUGGCUGCUGUUACUGUGACUCAAAUGUAACACUAAUAUAUUAGAGCCGUGGAAGUUACAAGAGCUUGUCAAAUCCUGUUGUGAACAGGACAUUUUACAUCUCUGCCUCACCUAUGUGUAAGAGAAGAAAGAUCAUGGAACAAUCAUCAAUGCUGAUUGCAAUAUAGAAUUAAAUGUCAUCUGCAAAGAGGCAAACAUUCAUGUUGUAGCUGCACAUGAGUAAACCAAACAGAAGUACGUAGGAAAAAGAAGUGGACCAAGUCUGGAGCUUUGAGGGACAUUGUACCUUAAUUGAUGGAGAGGUGGACUGCUGUUCAUAAACUGUGACUUAUGUAUUGGUCUGGACCUAAAUGACAAGAAAGCUAGAUUAUAAACAAGGGACUUUUCCUGGUAUUACAUCCAUGACCCCAGUUUGGAAGAUCUGUAAAUAGUUGAGCUUACAUAUUAUUCUUAUAGACUACCAAAAAUUGUAUUUGACUGUUGAUUUUUUUUGCUUGGUGAGUGUCUCCACAGAAUCCUACCACAGAGCUUCCCACAGAAUCUACCAAAAGUGUUAAGAGUGACAGGCAAGUCUGAUUUUUGCUAAACAAACAAGAAAACUGUACAGUAUUGUAUAUGUUGCAAGGCUUGACUCUUGACAGAAUACAGAUACAUAAGUUAUGAGCCUUUAUGGGAGAAAAAGGGACAAAACUAAAUAAAUGUUUAUGCAAAGCCCAUGUCUGUGGUAUAACAAUGGUAACUGUCCCUAAUUUCAGAGGGGGACAAUUAACUAAAAUGUCUGCAGCAGCUCGAGACCUGUACGAUGAAGUGGUUUCGUCAGAAUUGUUCUCAGAAAGCUACAGGGCUAUUGUAACAGUGUUGUCUUUAUGGAGUUUUGAUCUUCUGCGUGUUCGUUUGACCGCAGAGUGCUGCCUUUGCUGUUUCUAGACCAAAUGCAGAGUACUGUUGGCACAGGAAACCAGUUACUGUAUGUAACAAACAGCAACUCAUAAUCAGUGAGGUCAUCUUUUUCUUCUCUGGUGUCAUUUUGCAAACUGCCUGACCACCUUUAUUCCCUGCUCUGACAACACUUCAUUCAAAGUCUGCUUGGCAAAACUGAAAUAAACUAGAAGAGAAAAAGA
Lates calcarifer (barramundi perch) is the source of this 4848-nucleotide messenger RNA. Its product is annotated as fatty acyl-CoA reductase 1. NCBI's taxonomy places the organism in Eukaryota, Metazoa, Chordata, Actinopteri, Centropomidae. Gene Ontology annotation, cellular component: peroxisome. Gene Ontology annotation, biological process: long-chain fatty-acyl-CoA metabolic process. The record is from RefSeq and is a predicted model, not a curated record. Gene Ontology annotation, molecular function: alcohol-forming very long-chain fatty acyl-CoA reductase (NADP+) activity. Bases 250 to 1905 code for a protein of 551 amino acids. The transcript has 12 exons.